Molecule: messenger RNA, 1929 nt
Organism: Alternaria incomplexa
Lineage: Eukaryota; Fungi; Ascomycota; Dothideomycetes; Pleosporales; Pleosporaceae
Exons: 5
Coding region: 1-1929 (642 amino acids)
Biological process (GO): DNA-templated transcription
Molecular function (GO): DNA binding; zinc ion binding
Source: RefSeq, a predicted model, not a curated record
AUGAAGAGCAGGCGUGCCAGUAUCGCAGAAGGUGAAGCCAACUCAGCCAUGGAUAUUGCGCACCAGAUCUACCGACUGGGAAGUCAGCCAACAUUGAGCCGGACUACAUCAGCUAUACCGGGUGGCAAUGUCUAUGGCAGAGCCCCAGCGUCUCGUCUGGAUCGCACUCAGAGACGCCCUAUAACGGCUAUUCUCGGUCAUUCUCUGCCGCCAAUCGACAUGAUGCGGACACUCUUGGAAGAGUACUUCGACUCUGUGCAUUGGUUUAGCUUGGUCAUCUAUGAGCCAAGAUUCCGGCCAAAACUCGACUCUAUCAAGGAUGGCCUUGCUUAUCCGUCGCAGAAGUCAUUCCUCCUCCUCUUGUCUACAGUUGUGGGGAUGGGAGCAUGGUACAAGUCUCACAAGAAGGACGUGGAUACGGACUUCCCAGAUGAGGAUUGGCGCGCCUGGUCGCAGUCCCUCGUUCAAGGCGCGGGUUCCCAAUUGGCUGAACUGAUGGACCAGAGUACCAUCUCGUCUGUUCAGACGUGUAUCUUGCUCGGCUCCUACUAUGUCUACCACGGGAAGCCUAAUCUAUCCUUCGCGUUACUAGGCGCAACCAUUCGAACGGCACAAGCCAUCGGCCUCCACCGCCAGCCGCUACGAGGCGACCCUCACUAUGUCGAAGAGAGGAAAAGAGUCUGGUGGACUAUCUACACAUGGGACCGGUUCGCUUCCAUUACGUACGGACGACCCAUCGGCAUCAACGAGAAGGACUGCAAUACACACCAUCCGAUUGACGUAUGCGAGUCGCCCUACUUCAGGAGAACGAACCCCCCAGACGCCGACUUAACAAUAUGUUACUCGUCCUACCAACGAGAGCUCAACAAACUCUACCUUAUCGCGUCACCCAUCAUCGAGACCAUCUUCGGGAUGCGGGCGGUGGGACCCAACGAACGGCCGAGCGGACCACAAUACACUAAUCAGAUCACGGACGUGACGGAGAAGCUUUGGGCGUGGCGCCGACGUCUGCCGCCUCAUCUUCUACUCGACAUGGCCUCCGACUGCAGUAUGGAUCAAUCACGCACCGCACGGGUGCACCAGCUGCAGGCGUUGUCCCUUCAGCUUACAUUUGACAACCUCCUUAUCAUCUUCAAUCGCCCGUUAAUCGCAAAACAAGUGGACCACCUAAUCAGGACGCAACCGGAAAGCGGGCAUGGUAACGCACUAUCUCCAGCAAGCCUUACGAACACCGAAUCCUCAUUUCAUGCGGUUCAUGAGUCCAGCCCGCUCAACAGAAGCCAUAUGUCGAGCACGGAGCAAUGGUGGGACGCCGCGUUGAGAACAUCGAAGGUGACUGAAUUACCGCGGCUUUCUCAACUAGCCACUGAUAGCCACCUGGUAGCUUUCUUGGCUAUCAAUCUGUUCAACUCCGCCAUCGUCAUGGCUGUGUUGGCGCUGUCUGAUCCACUCUCGGACAGAGCACAGGAAGUGAAAAGGACCAUCACACGCAUCUUUCGCUUGCAAGAGCUACUCGGCAAAAGGACACAGCUCUCGAUGCAGAGUAAUGCGGUCCUCAAAGACGUCAUCCAGAUGCUACUGCGCAGAGAAGCAGAUGCGAUCUUUGGCGAGAGUGAUAUGACAAGAUCGCAUACCGGGACUGCGCAGAUGUCUCGCGUUCACGAGAGCAUGGCGUCAGUACAGAGAGUGUUUCCCGCCCCCCUCGACAACGUCUCCCGUGACGACACAGCUUAUGUCCCGCAAUGGGUCACGAACGACGGUGGCAUGAAUCACCUGCCUAGCGAACACAAUGAUUGGACAAAUGCUAGCACCGGAGACUUGAACCUCGAAGGCGAGCUGGACUGGAUCAGCGAUGAUAACGGUGUUGAUGUUACUGGCAAUGGCCUAUACUGGUUCUGGGAUUCCGUCUGGAACGAGCCACAAUUCUAG